Molecule: messenger RNA, 801 nt
Organism: Rhinocladiella mackenziei CBS 650.93
Lineage: Eukaryota; Fungi; Ascomycota; Eurotiomycetes; Chaetothyriales; Herpotrichiellaceae
Exons: 2
Coding region: 1-801 (266 amino acids)
Biological process (GO): protein targeting to vacuole; protein transport to vacuole involved in ubiquitin-dependent protein catabolic process via the multivesicular body sorting pathway
Cellular component (GO): ESCRT-0 complex
Molecular function (GO): phosphatidylinositol-3-phosphate binding; metal ion binding; ubiquitin binding
Source: RefSeq, a predicted model, not a curated record
AUGGCAACCAACUAUUCGACACAAACUUAUACGAUUCCCGACAGCCAGACCUUUCCCAAUCAACAACCCUCUCCAGCUAGUUCGACUUCACCCAUCUCACCCCGAAUGCAAGAUUACCUGCAACAACAUGCUCCGAACCCCUACAAGCAGCUCCGCCCAUUGAAGUCUCCGCUUUACGUCCCUGCCGUUCUACGACCUACCGAACACUUUUGCCACCCCUCUCCUACGACCCCUCCCAAGAGUUUACAUGGAUCGUUGGACAGUUUGCAAGAUAGUGAAGGUCAAACAGCGCGUCCAGACGCUCGGCAGCAUUUGGACCUCGGAGCAUUUGAUCCGGAAUGGAUCCAAGAGGAAGACUUAGGGGAAGUCACUGGUCCUCCAACAAAGGAUCAUUGGAAGCCGGAUGAAGCUUCACCGACUUGUGACUCGCCCCAAUGUCGCUCGACAUUCAAUCUCUUUGUUCGCAAGCAUCAUUGUCGUCAUUGUGGACAUAUCUUUUGCUCGAUGCACACGACAUUCACCAUUCCCUUGGACCAAUAUGCCCGGUUCCAUCCCGAUGGUGUUCCUUCCAAGGCUUGCGAAACCUGCCAUCGUCAAUAUCAACGUUGGGACACCGCCAGAUCCAUUCGUCGCAAGAACAGCCAGAAUAGCAGAGACGACAGCAAUGAAAGCGGGCCUCCAACUCCGUUGGCAGGACCAACAGGUCAUCGCAGGAUGAUCUCAGGCGGGAUUCGUGGAGGCAAAGCCGUGGAACAGGUUGCGAACAGCGUUCCCAAAGAAUGGGCUUGGAGCACUUUCUGA